Messenger RNA from Hydatigera taeniaeformis, 1290 nucleotides. The record is from the annotation of a GenBank genome assembly. Lineage: Eukaryota; Metazoa; Platyhelminthes; Cestoda; Cyclophyllidea; Taeniidae.
AUGUUGGCAGAAAAGAAAGCAUCACUAGAGGCGGUAGAGGCGAAGAUGGCGGCUUUGCAGGCAGAGUUGGAUGCGACGCAAGAGAAGAAGCAGGAACUCGUGGACCUUAUCGAUUUGUGUGGCAAAAAGUUGGAGCGUGCCACGCAACUCAUAAGCGGUCUUGGAGGCGAGAAAUCCCCUCUGCACCUAAGGACUCCAACAUCAUAUUCUUUACUUGUCCAACAGGAACGGUACUACAACAUUACAGGAGAUGUACUGCUGGGGGCUGGAGUGGUGGCAUAUCUGGGUGCCUUCACAGUCGACUAUCGGUCGAGUGUGACCACAACUUGGCACCAGAUGACGCUGGACCUAAAAAUUCCUUGCUCGGAGAUAUUCAGAAUAGCUGAAACCCUUGGAAAUGCAGUAACUAUCCACGAGUGGAACAUCGCUGGUUUGCCGGUGGAUAGUUUCUCUACUGACAAUGGAAUUAUUGUUUCUAACUCCAACCGAUGGUCAUUGUGCAUAGACCCACAAGGCGUCCUCUUGUUCCGUAUUGAAACUGCAGGUCAGGCAAACAAGUGGAUUCGUAACAUGGAGAAGGACAGGAACAUCCACGUGAUUCGCAUGACCGAUGCUAAUUAUAUGCGAACCCUGGAAAAUGCAAUUCAAUUCGGUUGGCCUGUGCUACUUGAAAAUGUAGGCGAAAGUUUGGAUCCUGUUUUGGAACCCAUUUUGCAGAAACUUGUCUUCCGUCAAAGCGGUAGUGACUACAUCAGACUGGGUGAAGACGUGCUAGAAUACAAUAGCGAUUUCAAGUUCUACAUCACAACACGUCUACGGAACCCGCACUAUGUGCCUGAGAUAUCUGUCAAGGUGUGUCUCAUCAACUUUAUGAUCACCCCAAUCGGUUUAACCGACCAACUGUUGAGCAUUGUUGCCGCGAUGGAGAAGCCUGAACUAGAAGCGACAAAGAACCAGGUGAUUCUGGAGUCAGCAGAGAAUAUACGGACUCUGAAGGAGUUGGAAGACAAAAUUCUUGUGGUGCUAAGUGCCUCCGAGGGCAAUAUUUUAGAGGACGAGACAGCAAUCAACAUCCUCUCCACCUCCAAGACCCUUUCUGAGGAGAUUCAGGUGAAACAAGAGGUAGCAGAGAAAACCCAGGUUGAGAUCGAGGCCACGCGCAGUGGCUACAUCCCUGUUGCCAACCACGGCGCCAUCCUCUUCUUUUGUAUCGCUGACCUCGGCAGCAUUGACCCCAUGUAUCAGUAUUCGCUCACGUGGUUCGUCAACCUCUUUGUCAUGGUGAGUUGA